AUGGCCUACAUGCAGCCACCGAUUCGCUGCGUGCACCUUGCUAAAGAGAGAAGCUGGACUUGCCUCAGUUAUAAAAUAACCACUCCAGACGAUUCUUCUUGUCUGUACACAGUUGGAACGUCCAGGAGUCACCCAGAAGUUACCUUGACGCGACAUCUCCAGCCAGUCCCAUAUACCCGACAGACUUCUUCCCUAUCGAGGCUCUCUGGGCAGUUCUCCCUAUCCAACCUCUUGGGGCAAUCUCGUCACCACCACUACCACCAUCAACAGACGGCCCAGUUCAACAAUAACUACCUCGUCGGAACCGCGACCUUCCAUACCUUCUCGUCGAAAAUUGACAUUGGCCUCAGCACAAACCAUACCAUCAUCAUGAAGCGGCCAGAUCCGUUAUCCACCACGCGCAGGUUUGAGAGCCUGACACCGCUUGGUACGUUGGAAUGGAAGAGUGACGGCGGUCCCUUCGGGAGCCUUGUUUCCAGCAAUCUUAAACUGGUGGACGCGAGAGGGCGUACGGUUGCGCGAUACCAGAAGCGCUCAUCGUCGCUUUCCAGGGAGAAUGAUGUGAUCACGUUGCUUGUGCCGGAGCUGGACGGAUUUCUUGACAUUGUAGUUAUUACGUGCAUGGCCACGAUAGAGUAUAGACGGGUGGAGGACGAGGCGAUAGAAGAGGUUGCUGGUGGUGUGUGA
Messenger RNA from Histoplasma capsulatum G186AR, 687 nucleotides. RefSeq lists its product as uncharacterized. NCBI's taxonomy places the organism in Eukaryota, Fungi, Ascomycota, Eurotiomycetes, Onygenales, Ajellomycetaceae. The record is from RefSeq and is a predicted model, not a curated record. The transcript has a single exon. Bases 1 to 687 code for a protein of 228 amino acids.